Papaver somniferum (opium poppy) is the source of this 1967-nucleotide messenger RNA. RefSeq names its product salutaridine synthase-like. Lineage: Eukaryota; Viridiplantae; Streptophyta; Magnoliopsida; Ranunculales; Papaveraceae. The coding region runs from base 117 to 1637 and encodes 506 amino acids. The transcript has a single exon. Gene Ontology annotation, molecular function: heme binding; iron ion binding; oxidoreductase activity, acting on paired donors, with incorporation or reduction of molecular oxygen. The record is from RefSeq and is a predicted model, not a curated record.
GUGCUUGAAUAUAUACCUAACACAUUUGGUUUUUGAUUCAAUCUCUAUUAAUUAAUAGUCAAAUUCAAUAGAGUAAUUCCCUAAUCUUUGCAAACGGUCUUAUAUUUCUGUAAUUCAUGGCUCCGAUUAAUAUACAGGGGAACGAUUUUUGGAUGAUAGCAUGCACUGUAAUAAUAGUAUUUGCAUUGGUGAAGUUCAUGUUUUCCAAAAUAUCUUUUUAUCAAUCUGCAAAUACAACGGAAUGGCCAGCAGGUCCAAAAACACUACCCAUAAUUGGAAAUCUUCAUCAGUUGGGAGGAGGUGUGCCCUUACAGGUUGCCUUGGCAAACUUAGCCAAAGUUUAUGGAGGUGCAUUUACAGUUUGGAUUGGAAGCUGGGUUCCAAUGAUCAUCAUAAGCGAUAUCGAUAACGCUCGGGAAGUUCUUGUUAAUAAAUCUGCCGAUUAUUCCGCUAGAGAUGUACCUGAUAUUCUUAAAAUCAUCACAGCAAAUGGGAAGAAUAUUGCUGAUUGUGAUUCUGGUCCAUUUUGGCAUAAUUUAAAGAAAGGUCUUCAAAGUUGUAUAAAUCCAUCAAAUGUUAUGUCUCUAUCUCGUCUACAAGAAAAAGACAUGCAAAAUCUCAUCAAAUCCAUGCAAGAAAGAGCGUCACAGCAGAAUGGAAUUGUAAAACCUCUUGAUCAUGCCAAAGAAGCGUCUAUGCGAUUACUGAGUAGAGUUAUAUUUGGUCAAGACUUUUCAAAUGAGGAUCUCGUUAUUGGUGUGAAAGACGCCCUCGAUGAGAUGGUACGCAUAAGUGGGUUGGCAAGUUUAGCUGAUGCUUUUAAAAUUGCUAAAUAUUUACCAAGCCAGAGAAAAAAUAUUCGGGAUAUGUACGCCACAAGAGACAGAGUAUAUAAUUUGAUUCAACCACAUAUCGUCUCUAAUCUUCCUGCAAAUUCUUUCUUACAUUUUCUUACAUCUCAAGAUUACAGUGAUGAAAUUAUUUACUCAAUGGUACUUGAAAUUUUUGGUCUGGGAGUAGAUAGUACUGCAGCAACGGCAGUUUGGGCACUCUCCUUUUUAGUCUGCGAGCAGGAAAUUCAAGAAAAACUUUACCGCGAAAUCAACAACCUGACCGGUGGGCAAAGACCAGUGAAAGUUGUAGAUUUGAAAGAGCUGCCAUAUCUACAAGCCGUGAUGAAAGAAACAUUGAGGAUGAAACCCAUCGCACCACUAGCGGUCCCUCAUGUAGCAGCAAAAGAUACUACACUCAAGGGGCGGAGAAUCGUUAAGGGUACAAAAGUAAUGGUGAAUCUGUACGCUAUCCAUCACGACCCUAACGUUUUCCCUGCACCGUAUAAAUUCAUGCCAGAGAGAUUCUUAAAGGAUGUUAAUAGUGAUGGACGUUUUGGUGAUAUCAACACAAUGGAAAGUUCGUUGAUACCAUUUGGUGCUGGUAUGAGAAUUUGUGGAGGUGUAGAAUUAGCCAAGCAGAUGGUAGCUUUUGCUCUUGCAAGUAUGGUCAACGAAUUCAAAUGGGAUUGUGUUUCUGAGGGGAAAUUUCCUGAUCUUAGUGAAGCUAUUAGCUUCAUUCUCUACAUGAAAAACCCACUUGAAGCCAAAAUUACUCCUCGUACAAAACCUUUCGACAGUAGAUAAAAUCUUAUUUUUAUCAAACUGCAAGUGUAUGUUUAUGUAAAAUCAAGGGUGAAGAUGCUUGAUCUUAGUGCACCAAAAUGGUGGUGGCUAUGUAGGAGUUAGAUUAGCUCUUGAUUUAGUAAUGUUUUUCUUUAUGUAGGAGUUAAAUGUUUUUCUUUGCAACUUCUGAAGUGUGUGUUUCAAGUGUGUAUUGUGUGUGUUUCAAGCGUGUGUGUAAUUACUGCCACCUGACAAUUAAAGUGUACGUUAGUCGCCGGCUGCAUCUGUCACAUCAUUCUUGCGUUUUUAAAUAUCGUAGUGAAAUGUUAUUUGGUUGCAACUGUGCAUAUC